GGAGUGCAUUGUUUCUAUUUCAUUCCCGAUUUUCAUACGACCGCAGCGGCGGCGAGGGCGAGAGAGUGUGUGUGAGAGAAGUGGGAGAAACCGACCCCAUGAGUCUCUUGAGAAAUUUCGGCCGGAUCUUGAUACCUCAGGCCGUCGUCUCACGCGGGUCCUCCUUUUUUCCCCGUCUGUUUGGCCCCCAUUUGCCUUCUUUUUCUUCUCCUUCCUUCUUGCAGCAGCAGUCGAGGGGAAUCCGGGUGAAGGUGAUAAAUGGUAACCUGGAGCAGGCAAUCCAGGUGAUGCAGAGGAAGAUGGUUUCUAGCGGCAUGGAGAGGCUCAUCAGAAGAGCCCCUACCCACCAUCUGAAGAACUCAGACAAGCGAAUCCUGGCUCAGAAGAACUUGCAGAAAAGGAUCAAGUCGCAGGAUUUGGCGAGGAAGCUUAGGACCAUUUUGAUCAAGAAAGUCAGGGGCCUUUGAGGAUAUUUCAGAUGGCAUGAAAGGGAUAAUUUGUCACACCAGGUGAUUGGCUCCUUUUCUCCUGAGCCAUUUGCACUUUCUGACCUUAUCAAUUUACACCUCAGGAAAGCAACUGUGUCUUUGAUUGAAAUUUUGUUUUUUGUCUUGAUUUGUAAUAAGUUUAAGCCACUGCUUACCAACCACACAUAUUAGCUGGUCAUUGGGCUUCAAUGGAAUGAAUGUAUGGGAACAUCUAGGCAGCCUAGAUACAUUCACGAAAUCACAUAUUCAUUAGUCUAAUUUGGCCUGCCAAAAUUAGGAAAAUUAUUCUAUCAAAUGUAGGUUACUGAAACAGAUUGUGUGAUUAUAUGUAAAGGGCUGUCUGCUGGUUGCACUUGCAUAAGGUUUCCCAUGACGUGUCGAUUUGCAUAUUCGUCCAUAGGUCAAAUCAAGUAUGUAAUUAUUGGAAUAAUUGUUGGAGACUCAAAUGAUGGAUAGGCAAGCAUGAUAACUUA
This is a messenger RNA of Nymphaea colorata (pocket water lily), 961 nucleotides long. RefSeq lists its product as uncharacterized. The transcript has 2 exons. The record is from RefSeq and is a predicted model, not a curated record. Gene Ontology annotation, cellular component: ribosome. Gene Ontology annotation, biological process: translation. Lineage: Eukaryota; Viridiplantae; Streptophyta; Magnoliopsida; Nymphaeales; Nymphaeaceae. Bases 99 to 467 code for a protein of 122 amino acids. Gene Ontology annotation, molecular function: structural constituent of ribosome.